Molecule: messenger RNA, 2034 nt
Organism: Argentina anserina (silverweed cinquefoil)
Lineage: Eukaryota; Viridiplantae; Streptophyta; Magnoliopsida; Rosales; Rosaceae
Exons: 5
Coding region: 169-1305 (378 amino acids)
Source: RefSeq, a predicted model, not a curated record
CUACGCUGAACCAAACUCGCAAUACACAGAAGCUCAUAAAGCACGAGACUGUCUUGAGCUUCAUCUCCAAAUUUCAAUAACGAAGCUCCAAAUUACUCCCCUCUUCGAGUUCAGUUCCCUGUAAUUAGCUUUGCAAGUUGAAACGGGAAGACUUUGUACACUGUCACCAUGGAAAAUCAAGUGGGUGAAUGUAGUGCGAAUGGCACUGAAGAAGCUACUGAUCAUGUCAACUUAGGCUCUGACUCUGAGGAUGUUCAUAUUGCGGAGGAUACUGAGAAAACUGCAGGAGACACCAACAUGGCCAGAAGACCGGUGGUAUUAUAUGGGGAGCCUGAAGUAGGCAUGACUUUUGAUACUGAUGAUGAUGCAUAUCAUUUUUACAGCUCAUAUGCUAGGAGUGUUGGGUUUAAAGUAAGGAAGCUUAGACAAAAUCAGAACAAACAUGGUGAAAUUCGUAAAAGAGAGUUUUGUUGCUCUUGCGAAGGUUUCUACUGUAAAAAGAGAAGUCCACAGAAAAAGAGAGAAGAGAGAAGAUUUGGAUGCAAGGCAAUGCUUGAGAUCAGACUUAACCAGAGUAAAAAGUAUGUUGUUACUAAAUUUGAAGCUGAACACACUCAUUCUCUUGCUCCUGCAUCAAGUUCGCAUGUUUUGUAUAAUCGGGACUCGUCUCCCAUGGCUCAGUUUGGUGAAUUAUGUCAAAUAGCACAUAGAAUCACAUCAGAGGGUGCAAAGACCAGGCAUUCAUACACUUUUGUCAAAGCCAAAUUGUUGAAGUUGGAGGAAAAAUUAAAGAGUUUUCAACAUACUGGACAAGACCAUACUAAACGAAAUGGUGAUUUAGGUUCUGGUAAUCAUUCAAAUGAAGAUGGUGUGCAUAUUAAGUUGCAGGACCCAGAAACUGAGAAGUCUAAAGGGCGGGGGAAAGGUAAGAUGAAGAAUGCUCUAGGGUCUAAGGAUUCGAAAAACCAAGUUUCAUCUGAAAGGAAAGAUUCUAGGGAACCUAAUACGCAUCUUGAUAAGAUGAGUGACCCAUCAGUUGUGCCUGAAAAUGUUCAGGGAUCAAUUGGAGUAGGAAAAGAGAAGGAGUUGAGUAGAUCAUCCUUAUGUCUGGGCGGACAGUUUCCUGGUGGGUUUCCAACCGCUUCUGGUGGACAAGCCAUGCCUUAUCACCUACCUGGCCACCGGUUUAUACUUCCGAUGAUAUCCAAUCGCUCAUUUAUGUAUUCACAGGAAAUUCAAUCAAGUUUACCAAGACCCCAAGGACCAGCUCGUCUACCGAGUUCCUCAAAUCCAUCAACAUCUUAGGUCAUGUUUUUGCUGCAAUAUAGUUGCAAAGCCAUAACCUUCCACAGUGUCUACUUUUAGGACUACGGACAUGUAGCCCGCUGAAAUCAAGAUAUGGAGUUACUUUCAUGUAAGAAAUCUUUGAAAUCAAGGCCUAUCCUUCACUACUCUUCAUUCAAACAAUUAGCUAGCCAUGCUUUGCAACGAAUGUUCUCAUAUUUUUCUUAUUGCUGCAAGUAUUUACAUGUGAACACAUCAUGCACCCAUCUCUUAUUGAUACUAAGAGUAACUAGUUUACUUAUCAGUUUGACCCACUAAAAUAGCAUUGUAAUUCUAAUCUCGAUAGCUGAUCAAUGCAAAUGAAUUUGUUAGGACUUGGAGUAGAAGGGGGUGUUGGAUUUGAUCAGCAUUAGUAAAUAGUAGAGUUUCUCCUGUUGUCAAGUCAUUUGAGUCUCAGUGGUAUUUUUGCUGGAUUGUGCAUCUGGACUGUCUUCUUUAUUUGGCUUUCAGGUUUGGUGCAAAUGAUGGUCAUGGCAGCGCAGCUCCUUCAUUGGAAUUAGGCUUAACCACGUUUUCAUAUUUGGACUUAAGUGUACUGUGGCAAUGUUAGGUUUAAAUUCCAUCUGAGAUCGAUAGAUGGAUCUGACUUUUUGGUUUUUGUUUUCACCUUUUUGUUUUCGACUUCUUAUUGAGCUGAGCAUCUACGAUGACGCCAAAGAGUACUGUUGGAUUAUUUUGUUACAAAGAGCA